Messenger RNA from Nicotiana attenuata, 2697 nucleotides. Its product is annotated as pentatricopeptide repeat-containing protein At5g44230. Lineage: Eukaryota; Viridiplantae; Streptophyta; Magnoliopsida; Solanales; Solanaceae. Gene Ontology annotation, biological process: RNA modification. The transcript is spliced from 2 exons. The record is from RefSeq and is a predicted model, not a curated record. Bases 80 to 2041 code for a protein of 653 amino acids. Gene Ontology annotation, molecular function: zinc ion binding; RNA binding; protein binding.
UAUAGGAUAAUAGGAGUUAGCUUUCCAUCGUCCUUCUGGUUUCUUUCUGUCUCAACUGUAGACCUUAGCUUUGCAUGUAAUGGUUUCUCUAGCUCGGAAGCUGAUCGCACCCAGGAACCCCAUCCCAAGACCCAUAAGCUACGAGCUCGGAAACCCAGAAGCUUCUCAGCCCUUCGUCCCAUUUUCCCGUCUUCAAGAGACAAAGCUCUUAGAAUCCCAUCUGGUUUCACUUCUCGACCACUGUAGCAGCCUAAUUCAAAUCAAACAAGUUCAUGCUCGCGUUGUUCGCAAAGGUCUUGACCAAUGCUGCUAUGUUUUGGCAAAGCUACUCCGUAUGCUCACAAAAAUCAAUGUCCCAAUGGACCCAUAUCCCCGUCUUGUAUUUCAUCAAGUGGAAUACCGUAACCCUUUUCUAUGGACCUCUUUAAUUCGGGGUUAUUGCAUUCAAGGACCAUUGAAAGAGGCAGUGCGUUUGUAUAAUGCUAUGAGAAGGGAAAGUAUAUCCCCUGUUUCUUUUACUUUGACGGCUUUGCUCAAGGGUUGUAGCGAUGAACUUGAGUUGAAUUUAGGUAGGCAGAUUCAUUGUCAGGGCAUAAAGCUUGGUGGGUUCUGUAAGGAUUUGUUUGUUCAUAAUACUUUAAUUGAUGUGUAUGUAAAAUGUGGCUGGUUGGAUAGAGGUCGAAAGGUGUUCGAUGAAAUGUCUGAUAGGGACGUGAUUUCGUGGACUUCGCUGAUCGUUGCGUAUUCGAAGGCUGGAGAUAUGAUGGCAGCUGCUGAGCUGUUUGAGAGAUUGCCUGUGAAAGAUUUGGUUGCAUGGACGGCUAUGGUAUCGGGUUUUGCGCAGAAUUCUAAACCGAGGGAGGCGUUGGAGUUCUUUCAUAGGAUGCAGUGUGGAGGUGUGGAGACUGAUGAGGUGACACUGAUUGGGAUUAUUUCAGCUUGUGCGCAGUUGGGGACCGCUAAAUAUGCAAAUUGGGUUCGUGAUGUGGCUGAGGGAUAUGGUUUUGGACCUGCCAAUCAUGUCAUGGUCGGAUCUGCAUUGAUUGAUAUGUACUCCAAGUGUGGGAAUGUGGAGGAGGCAUGCAAGGUUUUCGAGAAGAUGAAGGAAAAGAACGUGUUCUCAUAUAGUUCGAUGAUUGUGGGUUUCGCAAUGCAUGGAUGUGCGAAUGCUGCAUUGGAUUUGUUUGAAGAAAUGGUAAAAACUGAGGUAAAGCCUAAUAAGGUGACAUUCAUUGGUGUUCUUAUGGCUUGUACUCAUGUAGGUUUGGUAGAACGGGGUCGACACCUGUUUGAUAUGAUGGAGAAACAUUAUGGUGUUGAACCAUCAGUAGAACACUAUGCUUGCAUGAUUGAUCUCCUUGGCAGGGCUGGGCAACUAGAAGAAGCUCUUCAGCUUAUCAAAGCUAUGCCAAUGGAGCCUAAUAGUGGUGUCUGGGGAGCCCUACUGGGAGCUUGUCGGAUUCAUGGUAAUCCUGAAAUUGCACAAGUUGCUGCUAGCCGUUUAUUUGAGCUUGAACCUGAUAGCAUUGGAAACUUUGUCCUGCUCGCCAAUACAUAUGCUUCAGCAGGAAGGUGGGAAGAUGUUUUAGGGGUAAGGAAAUUAAUAAAACAAAAACUGCUGAGAAAGGAUCCUUCGCGGAGCUGGAUUGAGGGCAAAGAGGGGAUGAUUCAUGAGUUCUACGCUGGUGAUACGACCCACCCUAAGUCGAAAGAGAUUAAGGAAGCACUUGAGGAUCUUGUUGGUCGGCUUAAGUCACAUGGCUAUGAGCCAAACUUAAGUUCUGUGCCUUAUGAUCUGAGCGAGGAACAUAAAAAGCGGAUACUUCUCACGCAUAGUGAGAAGCUGGCCCUGGCAUAUGGGCUGCUUAUCAUUGAUACUGGGUCUAUCAUCAGGAUCAUGAAAAACCUAAGAAUAUGUGAAGAUUGCCACUCAUUUAUGUGCGGUGCAUCUCAAAUCACUGGCAGGGAGAUUAUUAUCAGGGAUAACAAGAGAUUUCACCAUUUCCGAAAUGGUGUAUGCUCUUGUGGUAACUUUUGGUAAUUGAUAGUAGAACCCUCAUUUCUUUCAAGUGCAACUCUGUGUGAGUUUGAAGGAUCCUUUUUCUUUGGAGAUGGCCAUUACUCGUCACAAGUGCCUCGUUAGUCAGUUAUUCAAAUUGGUUUUGAAUUGCUCCUGAAGUGAGGAAUUGGGAUUCUUGUUCAACUGAAGGGUAAUGAUUAAUUCAUUCAAUGGCAAACCUAAUUCCAUAAAUGUCUUUGAUCCAAGGUGCCAACCUAUAUCACAGGAAACCAAUUCCAAAGAAGGAUGUUACAAGAAUUGGAAAUAUUCUAGCAAAAGAUCCGAAAGCAAGAAUCAAGGAGUCAAACGUACAAGUCAAGAUCCAAAGGCAAGAAUCAAGAGUUAAAUUGCUGUGACCACGUGUUUUAUGAAAAACGGAUACUCGAUUCAACUAUUUACGGAAGGCAUCAAUCAAUCAGCAGUCAGCAUAGAAGAUCAAUCAAUCUGCAUAAAAAAGAUCUACAGAGAAUAAUCAUCUCAACGGCUUACAAGAAAAAGGAAAUCAAGGAAGCAACGAAAGGAAAGUCCAUUAAUUCUAUUUUUGGAAGAAAAUCAUCUUGAUUGAUUCUGAGAUCAACUUCCUUGGGUUGCCUUUCAAUCAUUACAGUGAUUACACUAUCACGCCGUGAAGAAUGGAG